AGCUACAUUCCCAGGCCUUUCAUUUAGAGACAGGACCUUGCUAAGUCGCUAUGUUGCCCAGGCUGGGCUUGAAUUUGCCAGCGAUCCUCCUGCCUUAGUGAUAAAACUCUUAAAAACGAUGGACAAAGGGCGCCCCCUGCUGCCCAUUGCGACGCCUGCCGCGGUUCGAGUCCCUGCCGGGUGCUGGGGUCUGGGCACGGCCCUGGGAGCCAUGGCCGAGGCGCAGGAGCAGUGGCUGCCGCUGCAGAAGGACAACCGCGACGGCCGCCUGCAGAAGCAGGAGCUGGAAGAACUGAUGCGAGGCCUGGAGUCCGAGAGCGAGAGCCUCGCCGGGCGCCUGCACGAACUGCGCGAGCGGGAGCGCAGGUGCGCGGGGGGCGCCGCUCCGCGGAGCGGUCGGGCUGACCCGCCCGGUCCGCACCUCCGACCUAGGCCGCGGGACCCAGGCGAUCUACCCAGAGGGUCCGGGAAGGGAGGCCGGUGCCUGGCACGACCCGGACCCGGCGGCUUCUUCUUCGGCUCCAACCCCCAGCCCACGCUGGUCUUUCCCGGGGGCCACAGGGGCCGCAGGAUCUUGAGCGCCCCGCACCCUUGCGUAGCACCGCCCUCAGUUUCCCUUUGCAGUUUGCAGCGGAGGCGAAGCCAGGCAGCACCGUCCCUUCCAGGGGAGGCGAGCGAGGCGGUGCGGGAGCGCGCGGAGCGGGCACUGAGACUGCUGGAGGCUGCGGAGCGGUGCAAGCUGGGGCUGAAGCAAAGCCACAGACAACUGCAGGAACAGCAGGAGGAGCUGUCCAGUCAGGACGUGCAGCGGACGGAGGAGGCCUGGGCCAGCUUCCAGGAGCAGAGCGGAGUCCUACAUGUGCUGUCGAUUUCCACCCCGAGAGCCCGUCACCUCCGAUGGCACUGCGGCCCCCAUCCCGCCAUCCCCCGACCUGCGGCGGCUGGGGCCGGAAGCUCCCCUCCCCCCAGUCCUCGCUCCCUCCCGCCAGGAGCUGCAGGGGAAGGUGAUGGAGGCGGCGGCUGCACUGGACGCCUGGCGGGGCAGCUCGGAACCGUAAGCGAGUUAGGACUGUUGGGUGCGGCGGGGCGGCUGUCGGGCCGGGGCGAUGGCCCAGCUCGGUGCCCGCCUCUGCAGGUGGGACUCGUGGGCUCACUCAUGGAGGAGGUGGCCAGGGUGGACUGCGUGAGCGCGGGUCGGGGCGGUCGGGCUGGAGCUGGAACCCGCAUCCUCUGGGGAGACCUGGGCUGCGCUGCGCCCGCGCCCCCGACACAGAAUGGGACGUGGGGCCCUUUUCUCGCAGGAGAAGCGGCUGUUCGGCGGCGCGGGCUCGGGGCGUCUCAGAUGAGCCAGGAGGCGGCUCCUGAGGCUGCGGGCCCCUUCCUCAUCCCCUCCCGGGCCUCUCUUCCUCGCUGCCCGUUUAUCCCUCUGUCCGUCGUCGCAGGCUGUGGGCGUUGGGCGCGAUACAGACCCUGGUGCUGGUUCCGCUCGUCCUGCUGGUGCUGUCGCUGCUCUACUUGGUGCUGGUGAAGCCCGACGCCAUCCGCCAGGGACUCACGUUCCUACGCUCAGACGCCGCCUUCCGCCGCCUGCGCUACACGCUGUCCCUGCUAGCUCCAGUUGCGGGAGCGCGGGCUGCUGCCUGCCUACAGCGCAUCACGCCGGCGGUGACCAUCUGCACUUCUGUCUCCUGUGUGGUU
Messenger RNA from Heterocephalus glaber (naked mole-rat), 1698 nucleotides. RefSeq lists its product as uncharacterized. Lineage: Eukaryota; Metazoa; Chordata; Mammalia; Rodentia; Bathyergidae. The record is from RefSeq and is a predicted model, not a curated record.